CGACACAUCGUGGACUUCCUGUAGCUGGAGCCACCAGCUGAGUUCCUCAUUUGGGGCUCGGUUGAGUUGGGCUUCGGGGUGUUGGUGGCAGCGCUGAGGGGCCCCUGGCUGCCCCCGUCAUGGCAUCUGCUCUCACCGUCCUCCUCCUCGGCUGCUGGCUGGCUGGGCGCAGCAGAGUGUGGGGAGGGCAAGAAUUUCUCAAACCCACCCUCUGGGUGAGCCCCAGCACGGUGGUGGCACUCGGGGGAAGCGUCACCAUCCACUGUGAGGGUCGGUUCCCGGGCAUGGAGUUCGUUCUGCGUAAAGCUGGAUACCCGAACCUGCAGGUGCAGACGGUGCCUAACGGGACCGUGGCUGAAUUUCCCAUCGCCAACGUCAGCCAGGAAUAUGGAGGGAGCUACACCUGCCACUAUCGCUCCAUAAUGCAACAGAAUCGCUCAUCCUAUCCCAGCGACCCCGUCGAGAUCAUUGUAGGAGAGCCCAGCUACCUCAAACCCACCAUCUCUAGGAUCCCCAGCGAGGGGGUUUCCUUGGGAGGAUCCGUGAGCAUCUGGUGUAAGGGGAAGCACCAGUUCAUGCGGUUCGUGCUGAAUAAAGAUGGACGCCAUUUCCAACCUGUGGAUUCACGCGGGGCUGAGGCGGUGUUUUCCAUCAGCAAUGUGAGCCGGGAUCACCGCGGGAACUACAGCUGCUCCUAUCACAGCAGCUCCGAGCCGUUCAAUGUGUCAUACCCCAGCGACCCCAUGGAGCUGGUGGUGAGAGAUCCCAGCUUACCCAGACCCAACAUCUCCCUGAGCCCUACGUGGGUCAUGGUCCCAGGGGCAGACGUCACCAUCCGGUGUCAGGGGCAGCGCCGGUACGUGAGGUUCUUCGUGUACAAGGCUGGAGACCGGAACCCAGAGCAACACAUGGACCCUGCUGGGGACGGGGCCGAGUUCCGCAUCCCCAGCGUGGGCCGGCAGCACGGAGGGAGCUACAGCUGCAGCUACCGGCCCCGGUCAGAGCCCUUCGUCUCCUCGCAGCCC
Molecule: messenger RNA, 1025 nt
Organism: Mauremys reevesii (Reeves's turtle)
Lineage: Eukaryota; Metazoa; Chordata; Testudines; Geoemydidae
Product: leukocyte immunoglobulin-like receptor subfamily A member 2
Exons: 5
Source: RefSeq, a predicted model, not a curated record